UUACAUUUACCCAAACAUGACAAGCUGAUCACCGAGGUUGUCAUCCUAUGCUCUUCGUUGUAAAUGGGUUCUAAGGCAGAGAAGAAAGUGAUCAUAGUGGGAAAAUAUUGCGUUGGGAAAACUGCCCUGAUACACAGGUUUACAACGAACAGAUUUAACGAGCUUUCAUCGUACGAACCUACCAUAGGGGCGGCGUAUGUGGCGAAGAAAAUGACUGUGGGCAAAAAAUACGUCACUCUUGGAAUAUGGGACACAGCAGGUUCAGAACGCUUUGAAUCAAUGACUGCGUUAUAUUAUCGUGGAGCUGAAGCAGCCAUCAUUUGUUAUGAUAUAUGCGACUCCUCUAGCUUUGAAAAAGCCAAGUUCUACGUGACAGAAGUUAGGCAAAAUAACGAGAAUUGUAAGCUUUAUCUGUGUGGAACAAAGUUUGACUUGGUAAGUUCCGGGAACAGAAAUAGAGAAGUUACCAGGGACAGCGCAGAGGAUUACGCCCAAAAUACCAAAGCAAGGAAAGUAAUUGAGACAUCAAGUAAAACGGGAGAAAACGUCCACGAACUCUUUUCGAUAAUAGCCCAGGACUUGCUGAAGGAAAUACCAACAGAAAAUACAGUACCUCCCUUCAAGUUUGGCUUACAUGAAUCUACACAAAACGUUAGACCAUUUUGUGGAUGUAGCAGAUGAUCGAGCCAGUUCUGUCGUUACUAUGGAGACAAAAUUGUCGUAAGAAGUAAACGACGAAGGGGAACUUUGUCCUAAAAGUAUUUACAGUGGAGAAAAUAAUCACACUAGGAAUUAAAUUCUGAUUGACUGGUUCCUCGCUCUCUGAAACGGACCUUUAGAACCGAUGUGUACAUCCUUACGAAAAUCAGUAGGGGUGCAGUUGUAAAUGAGUUUGAGGCAAAUAAAAUAAGUACAUAAAUGAAUUAACGAAGGAACAAACAGGUUAAUUGGAUUUAGAUCUCUGAUACUUUUCAAUAUCUAGGACGGUGGUUGGGAAAUUCUAGAAAUAACUAAGCAAGAGAGCCACAGUUCUUGUGACAAUGACGACCCUUGUGUAAAGUUUUAGGAAACGUGCUAACAAGUGUUUUUUUUUUUUUUUAUAGGGAUGACAAUUAACUAGGUCAAGAAGCCUAGGUAUAGCUGAAGAGUAGUAUCAUAAAUAAAAACUACAAAUCUGCGACAAAAAGUAAAAUUUCAAAUGUAGAUAAAUGUUAAGAAUUCUAUUCAAAUAUCUAUACCUUUUGCUAUUGAAACUGUUGUGAUUUCUGGUCAUUAAAUUUCACAUUUCAUGCAA
Messenger RNA from Pocillopora damicornis (cauliflower coral), 1294 nucleotides. RefSeq names its product ras-related protein Rab-24. Lineage: Eukaryota; Metazoa; Cnidaria; Anthozoa; Scleractinia; Pocilloporidae. Gene Ontology annotation, molecular function: GTP binding; GTPase activity. The record is from RefSeq and is a predicted model, not a curated record.